AAAAAAUAAGAAUAUAAGCUCGUAGUGCAACUGACGUUUUAUUGUUUACACUGGACGAGCAGAAGCGGCGUCUAAGUGGAAUGCUCAUUGCUUCAAAAGCUUGUGGAGAAAUACCAAAGACAUUAUCCAUUAUUUCUGCAGCAAUGAUGCAUAUAAAGUGUAGAGGAGGAUUUUAUCCACGUUCUGAGGAUAAGGUUCCCCGCUCUGAAGUGCCCGAUAACAAGGUCAGCUGGACAGUUCCCUUUCCUGAAUAUGCACCAACUGAAUAUACAGCACCACACAUUUUAGCUGGACCAGCAUAUGCAGACCCAAAUAUAGGAAGUGAUGGCUUCAGACCUGUGUGGAAUGCAGUAGAUGGAACUAUCAAUAGGGUUUCUCAUGAAGGAGUUUAUGAAUUUGAUAAUGGCAGACCAAGGAACCCUCGUGGCCGCACAGGAAUCAGAGGGCGUGGGGCCCUGGGUCGCUGGGGUCCAAAUCACGCCGCAGACCCUAUUGUCACCCGGUGGAAAAUGGAUGCUGGCCAGAAGGUCAUUCAUGAUGCGAGCAAAAAUCCAAUACUGCAGUUUGUUUGCAUCAAACGUCGGGACAGUGGCCAGUGGGCUAUCCCUGGGGGAAUGGUUGAUCCUGGGGAGAAGGUCAGUGUUACUCUGCAGAGGGAAUUCCAGGAAGAAGCUCUCAAUUUCUUGGAGAUGACAUCAGAACAGAAGUCAAAGGCAACAGAAGAACUGAAGGAGCUUUUCAGUGGAGGUAAAGAGAUUUAUUCUGGAUAUGUGGAUGACCCACGCAACACUGACAAUGCCUGGAUGGAGACCGUGGCAUACAACUUUCAUGACAGCAAACCAGAUGCAUUGCUUUACAAACUCCAGUUACAUGCUGGUGAUGAUGCCCAGGCUGUGAAGUGGCAAGACAUUUCACAUAAAUUAGAUCUGUAUGCAAGCCACAGAGACUUCAUUGAAACUGUGGCUAAGAAACACAGGGCUCAUUGGUAGACUGCAGGUAAGGCUCUGGGAAGGAUAGUAUGGAGAUUUUACUUUAAAUAUCUUGAUAAUAAAGAAUUAUUCAUUGAUUCCACACAAGUUGAAGAUUGUGUUGUCAUGCAGGUGUUUCCAUGUAGUGUACAUUGCAUACCAAUUCGGGUAAGGAAUAGAAGCAUAAAACUAGAAAUAUUAAUGAUGUACUGUAUGCAAUUUUACAUUUUGAUUUUUAAGAAAUAAUGGCUUUAGUAAUAUUUUCCAUUAAUUGCUAUUUGUUCCAGAUUACUGGAUUGCACAAGUGGAAGUCAUACUUCACUUUAUUUUUUUAUCACUUUUUCUCAUUGGAUAAGAUAUCCACUUUUGUGUUUGAGAUACAGUACAAAGAUAAUUUGUGCACAGGUAGUAAUAAAUAACAAUAAACUGGUUUAUCAUUAU
This is a messenger RNA of Penaeus indicus, 1409 nucleotides long. Its product is annotated as ADP-ribose pyrophosphatase, mitochondrial-like. Gene Ontology annotation, molecular function: ADP-ribose diphosphatase activity. The record is from RefSeq and is a predicted model, not a curated record. NCBI's taxonomy places the organism in Eukaryota, Metazoa, Arthropoda, Malacostraca, Decapoda, Penaeidae. The transcript has 7 exons. The coding region runs from base 81 to 989 and encodes 302 amino acids.